UUGUUGCAGUGGGAAGUAUGAAAGUGUUGCUCAGCCUUAUGAAGGUUGACGUUAGCUAGCGGGGUACAUUUUGUAAUGCAAGUUUAUGCUUUCAGACACUGGAAUAUUUAAAUUUGGAAGCGCUAACUUACUUUGUCUAUUGUUUUAUGAGUUAAGGUAACUUAGAGCUAACGUUAGGUUGUUCACGAGUGAGUGUUAACAAUGGCGCUUAAACUUUUUUGGACACUGAGACCAAUUUUAGGGGCUAACUGUCAAAGUAACGUUAAACCAUAUGGACAGUCGAUAAAGGCGAGUUUGUGGCCAGUAAAAUGCUACAGCACUGCAACGGGAGGUGAAGACACUGGACCAGCUGCGGGACAGACUGUGGUCACAGAGCGCAGGGGGUCCGUGGUUACCGUGGCGAUAAACCGCCCUGAGGUGCGUAAUGCGGUGAACCAGGAGACGGCGAGGCGUCUGCUCAAAGAGCUGGAGGCCUUCGACAGUGACAAAGACCUGAAAGUGGCUGUCCUGCACGGGAAAGGAGGGAAUUUCUGUGCUGGUUAUGAUCUGAAAGAGCUGGCCAAUCGCAAAGCCCGACUCCAAUUGGAGAAAGAUGUCACCAAGGGUCCCGGUCUGAUGGGUCCCUCCCGUUUGGAACUGUCAAAGCCGCUGAUAGCAGCUGUCAGCGGCUACGCUGUGGCUGGAGGGCUGGAGCUGGCUCUGCUGGCGGAUCUGAGAGUGGUGGAGGAGAGUGCCGUCAUGGGGGUGUUCUGCCGCAGGUUCGGAGUUCCCCUGAUUGACGGAGGUACAGUGCGGCUCCCGCGUCUCAUUGGUCUGUCACGAGCCCUGGACCUGAUUCUGACCGGCCGGCCAAUCAGCGCACAGGAGGCUCUUGCCUAUGGACUGGCUAACAGAAUUGUUCCUGAUGGCCAAGCUUUACAGGCAGCGCUGGAGUUAGCAGAGCAAAUCAGCUCCUUCCCUCAGCAGUGUCUGCGGGCCGAUCGCUCCUCUGCCAUGCACAGCUGCUACGACGCUCUCUCCUUCACACAGGCCAUGCAGUAUGAGAUCGACCAUGGAAUUCCUGUCAUCCAAUCAGAAGCUGUCGACGGGGCUACCAGGUUCACUGCCGGAGCAGGAAGAGGAGGAGAAUUCUCCUAGCAAUUUAGUUUGCAGAGGCCUUUGUGAAGUGUGAUCUUCAGGUGAUCUAACACAUCUUGCUGUAUCCAUGUUUGAGGUUCACUGCUUUAAGACCACAGACUGAAAACAACAUGCAGUAGAACUCUGCCCCUUCAACCAUACUGAAUAAACCUGAUUAAUUUGUGUUUUAAA
Messenger RNA from Micropterus dolomieu (smallmouth bass), 1308 nucleotides. RefSeq lists its product as uncharacterized. Gene Ontology annotation, molecular function: catalytic activity. NCBI's taxonomy places the organism in Eukaryota, Metazoa, Chordata, Actinopteri, Centrarchiformes, Centrarchidae. The transcript has 7 exons. Bases 202 to 1137 code for a protein of 311 amino acids. The record is from RefSeq and is a predicted model, not a curated record.